Molecule: messenger RNA, 2285 nt
Organism: Dicentrarchus labrax (European seabass)
Lineage: Eukaryota; Metazoa; Chordata; Actinopteri; Moronidae
Product: P2Y purinoceptor 1
Exons: 1
Coding region: 156-1175 (339 amino acids)
Biological process (GO): G protein-coupled receptor signaling pathway
Cellular component (GO): membrane
Molecular function (GO): neuropeptide receptor activity
Source: RefSeq, a predicted model, not a curated record
AUAUUCUCUUCGGCAUUGUUUGGAACCACUCACACGUUAUCUGCCAGAGGAGAUGUUUGGUCUGAGCGCCGUGCCGCUGGCUGCUGCUAUUUCACUUUUGUGGAAAAGUUCCAAUUGAAUGAAAAACAGAUUUAAAAUCAGCGGGAACCCCAAAGAUGUCUGGAAACAUCACGCAGGUUGCCUGCGAGAGCAUCAACCUGAACUUUACGCACGCCUUCCUGCCGCCCGUGUUCGUCACUGUGUUCGUCGUCGGGACUCUGUCCAACAUCUGGGGGCUGAGAAGCGUGUGCAGCAGCUGGAACAACAUCGGAAACAUCAACAUCUUCAUGUUCAACCUGGGGGUGGCGGAUCUGUUGUACCUGUUCACCCUGCCCUUCCUCGUGGUCUAUUACGCGCGCAACAGCCACUGGCAGUUCGGCCAGCCUUUCUGCAAGGUGACCCGCUUCUGCUUCAACCUCAACCUCUACGGCAGCAUCGGCUUCCUCACCUGCAUCAGCAUCUACAGGUACCUGGGCAUCGUGCACCCCAUGAAAGUGAUGGGCAAAAUCACCAGCCGCCACUCGCUGGCCAUAAGCGCCCUGGUCUGGAUUCUCGUCAUCAUCCAGAUCCUCCCUGAUAUGUUCUUCGACAAGAAUGCCUCAAUAUCACCAAACUCGUGUUACGACACCACCUCUAACGAGCGGAUCAGCGCCUACUUGCCUUACAGCAUCGCCUGGACCGUUACAGGGUUUGCCAUCCCACUGGUGAUCAUUCUGGUGUGUUACGGACACAUUGUUGUGGUUCUGGCCAGAAAAGCUAACGUCAACGCUGUGCUGAAGCAGCGCUGUCUGAAACUGGUCGUGAUUCUGGUUUUACUUUUCUCCAUCUGUUUUAUCCCCUACCACGUGUUUCGGAAUCUGAACCUGAGUACCAGGAUUUUAAAACAAAAAGAUAUUUGCCACGCCAGCUUCCGCGACAUCUACAUAGCGCAUCAGGUGGGCAGAUGCCUGGCUUGUCUGAACAGCGCAAUAAACCCGCUCAUUUACAUAGUGGGCAACGAUGAUUUCCUCAUGAAGCUUCAUGGCCUCAGCAAGCGGGCCCGGCUGUCUCUGGCCGGCCUCACAGGCGCAGUCAUUUACCGCAAACCGAAGGAGAGAGACGCGGAUUCGUCAUCGGAGACUGCGGUUAACUCUUAACAGUCGGUUCACCCGAGAGACACUUCCGUGCGUUCGAGUCCCUGCAUAUCAAGCACCGCCAGAACUUCCGCGUUUCCGGGAACAAAUUAGAGUAAAGACUGAUGGCCUGUGGCAUCUCUUGUGGCAGCGCCAUCGGUCAGCAGGUCAGCAAGGUGUCAGGGCGUCAUUACCAGAGACUUGUUAUCUGCAGCUGAAGCUCAUGCUCCCAUCUCAUGUACUGCACUGAUUUAUUGCAAGUAUUCAGUAUUGUGCUGUUAAUAUUUUGCACUUUCUGUAUAUUACUGCAGUGGUUCCCACCCUUCUUCCUUCUGCUUUUGGGGGAGGUCACUUUUUUGGGAAAGGGGGUGGCACUAGUUGGAAAGAAACAUUCAUUACUGCAAUGAUGUAGGCCCACUUGCUUUAUGUCAGCAUCUGAUAUAUAAUAAUCAGUUAACGCAUAAUCCAUGAUGAUAAAGAUACAGUAAAAUAGAAAUGCAUUUGCAUAUAUAUGCAUAUGUCAAUGUUUUGGAGACCCCCCAAAAUAUCACAAAGCAAUUUUAUAGUUCGCACCCUGGGACCCGUUUUUAAGUUUUCUAGCACUCUUUAAAAUCAAGAAGGCUUUGCAAGCCCCCCCCUCGUGAAGCUUCCCCCAGGUUGGGAACCACUGUAUUACUGUGUGUGCUUGCAAGCGGAUGUCCUGUGAUGUGAUGGCCUUCCUACUGUACAGUGCAGGAAAAGUCCACUCCAUAUAUUGUGCUUACACAUUGCCAGGGACUUGUUUAUAGCUGAUUUAUUGCACUACCUUUGCAUUGUUACAAGUGAAGCAUUUGGCAGUAGUUUGUAUUUUCCAGGCUUUAUGUAAGCGAGACUUAAUCAAGAGGGUUUGGAAUAAAAGGCACUUAUUUCAUGUCAGAGUGGUCUCUCCACAGUAUUAUAGUGCAGGAUUAUUUAGAUAAAGUGGACACAGCAGCUGUGUAGGUGCUGCGACCUGCAGCCUGAAGGAGUGAUGGGAGAAAUAUCCACUGAAACUCUUCAUUACCAGUCCUGUAUUUAAAGGUUUAUUUAAAUAUAAAUACAGAAGUAUUACCAGAUGUAUCAAGUAUCACAAAUUAAAGUACUCAUUAUGCAGAA